Molecule: messenger RNA, 1491 nt
Organism: Nymphalis io (European peacock)
Lineage: Eukaryota; Metazoa; Arthropoda; Insecta; Lepidoptera; Nymphalidae
Gene: Fancl
Product: E3 ubiquitin-protein ligase FANCL
Exons: 4
Coding region: 264-1154 (296 amino acids)
Biological process (GO): protein monoubiquitination; interstrand cross-link repair
Cellular component (GO): nucleus; Fanconi anaemia nuclear complex
Molecular function (GO): ubiquitin protein ligase activity
Source: RefSeq, a predicted model, not a curated record
UAAUUUGACAGAUGACUUAUUUGAAAUAAUACGAUACGAAAAAAUUUAUAUCCGAUUUAACGUUUAGUUUUAGAUUUCAAUCCAAUUUAUACAGAACAACUUUAGUACAUUUUUUUAUGAUCUUAUUAAUAGGAAUUAUUUUUAUUUAAUCUAUAUGUAUGCAGCAUAAUUAAAAACAAAAUGUAAAUAUAUUGCUAGUUGCAAAAUGAAUAUAAAGCAAGAUUUGUUUUAUUGAGAAGAUAGCUAUCGAACAUUGUAAUAUCAUGUAUAAAUCUUUAGAUCGCUUGCAUGGUUUUUUCCUAGAAAAAAAUAUAAAAACCAUUGAUACUGUAAGUUUAGAUAUAAUUGAUAAAGAGUUUAUUGAAGAAGUUAGAAAUCUGCCCGAGGACAUAUCAUUGUCAUUUGGUAGAAGUCUUCGAGAAUUGAAAUGCUCUGUACAAGAUUAUGAAAUUCAAAGAGUCCAUGAAAUAUUUUUGAAAUAUAAUGGCCUUCAUAAACUGAGUAUUUCUGGAGUGAAUCUUCCUCAGUCCCAAUUGCAAGAAUGUGAAUAUUCUUCAAUUGAAGAGGUUGUACUUGCCUUUCGUCAAUACAUCAAUAGCUUAAGUUCAUAUUUUCAUGAACUGGAAAGUAUAGACACAUCAUUUACUGUGAUGGAACCUAUCAAUCCUACCUUUAAAGAUGAUUACAGAAGAAUAUUACUUGAUGAAAGAACAUGGUUGCAUGUUGAAGUAACUACUAAUGGUUCAGCAACUAAUAUUCAUCUUGUUGGUCAGUCGGAACACUGGCAUGAAAAACUACAAGCUGGUCUGUUAGCUUGGGAUCAUGAUAAAAACAUUGUAAAUAACAUUACAGACAUAUUUGAUUUGAUGAAAUCUUCACCUAUUGUCAAGCAAUUUGACAAUAUAGAAACAAUAAACGAUAACAAAGUAGAAGUUCCCUCAUGUGCCAUAUGCUUUUGUGUUGAAUUACCAGACAAUCCAGGAGUACCACAACCAGUAUGUCAGAAUCCUAAGUGUGGAGUUUACUACCAUAAAAGUUGUUUAUUUCAGUGGCUUGUUGCUUGUGAGGGAGGUCGCCUGCCUGCAUUUGGUGUUGCAAAUGGCAGUUGCCCAACCUGUCUUCAACCUAUAACAUGCAGUGAAAAAGACAACUAGCUUAAGCCUUAUAUCCUAAAUUAUUAGUAUCCGACAACUUCGACCGAACCUUCGGUUAAAAUGGGCUGAACUUUUGGCCAAGGGUUUUAAUAGUAAGCACCGAGAUUGAACGAACUGUUACAAUUGUGCGAGAGCGCAAUUGAAGAGCCGAUGCCCAAAAUUUUAACUUUUUAUAAUUAUAUUGUAAUUACUUCUAUUUUUAAUUUGAUUAAUUUUCCGAAAAUGCGCAUUUAAUUGACUAAGUUUAAAAGUGUUUAUUUUAUUUUCACAUUACUUGAGAAAAAAUAAAACUUUUUUAAAUUACUUUUAAAUAAAAAAUAUAAUAUAUUUGACAUUA